AUGUAUGCAGCAGCAGGUGGCGCCUCGCUGGCGUCACGCCAGGCCCGCAAGAAGCAGGCGGCGCAGAACACGAAAAACAAGGCCACCAACCAGCAGAUACUGCGGGAGAAGCUCGCGGCGAAGGCUGCCUCGACGCCGACCAAGAGCAAGCCGUUCCAUCAGCUGCCGGCGUCGUACCUGCGGGCGCCCCAUCAGCACCACCGGAAGCUGAGCGCCGGCUACACCAGCAUUCCGGGGUCGGAUCAACCCCAUCAGCAUCCCCGGUUCGGGUUCGGAAGCGAAGCACCGUGUGCGGCAGUGGCCGGCCCAGCCGGAGCUGGAGCAGCUCACGGACAUGGACCGCACUUUGGAGGACAUGGCCAUCACCAUCAUCAUCAUCAUCACGGAGCGGGUGGAGCGGUUCCACAUGGGGCAGCUUGUCACCUACACGGAGGCGCUGGUGGUCUUGGUGGCCAACAUCCAGCCCACGGUGCCUCCUUCCCUCCGCUGCCCAAACCGACCGGGUUCCGCGAGUACGACAAGCUGGUGCGUCGUCAGCAGCUGACAAAGUCCGCCACCGCCACGCUGCCGCUCGUUUCGCAGGCCCAGGCAGACCUAACGCCUCCACAAUCGCCGACACUCGGAGGCUUCGGGGACCUCGCGGCGGCCAGCGGAGACCACCAUCAGCCGAACCAGCAGCUUCACAUUCUGCAGGCGCACAAUCGCGACCAGCAUCAGCAGCAUCAGCAUCCGCAUCCGCACGGGUUUCACGUGCACUACUCGCACCAGCAGCUGGCGGCGGGUGGCCCGGGCCAGAAAGGGCCGCACCACCACCGGGAGGACGACGAGCUGGAGCCGCAGCAGCAGCAGCUCACGCAACCUCUCACACUGCAGAUACCGGACGAUCCGAUCAUUAUCACACCGGCGACGCCGCAAGCAACGCCACCGGCCGGGCGGCUCGGGCUGAAACCGCUGGCGCUGACGGACGACGAGGAGGCGCUCCCACUCACCAGCCCCACGCCCGGCACCCUCGAGCGGAAGUGCAGCGUCUAUCGGGGCCGGAAGCUCGAUCCGUACGAGGAGCACUUCUACAACACGACGACAAUAAGCAACGCCGCCGGACACCAGGGGUACCAUCCUGACGACGUCUUCUUCCCGCCCGUGCCGAACGGUGGUGGUGGUGGGGGCGGUGGGCAUUCGACCACGACCACCACGCCCGGCCACGCGCAGACCAAGUGGGACGACUACUACUGCUGCGAGUGCGAACAUCGCCAGUACGGCGUCUGUACCUGUGAUCAGUUCGAGUGUGCCCAGGGUCGUGCAGCAUGGCUAGAGAGAGGAAGACGUUGCAGCGUGCAGGAAACACCCGCCUCCUGCCAUCGGCGAUGGGUCAAACGGAAUCGGAUACAAGACUCAUCGUUAGGCGGAUCCUCGGACGAUGAAGACCUACUCGGCGUACUCAGAGGACCCAGUUCAUUCGCCAAUGCCUUCCUAUACGUAGGUUUAGGUACCAUAGCAAUUGGUUUAGUGAUAGCAUUCGUCGGUACCGGCGAGAAAGGAUUCAAGACGGUUGAACUAAGACUAAUCGGGCCAUCGUUAAUUGGUCUCGGCUUAAUUUGUUGUAUAUUACGUAUCCUAUUUUGUAUAUGCCCAUCCCAUUGUAUAUCAUCUAGUCGUAGAGCGCGAGAUAAGAAAAACGCCAAGAUAGACGCAGAUCAUAGAACUUCCCUGUUGCGAGGUGACAGUAAACGAGUAUCGAUAGCACGCGGACCUCAUAUACCGACAAAACAGCCUCAGAUUUAUCCAAAAUCCAUCGUCAAAACCAAAACCUACGAGGGUGUGGAGGCCUUGCGGCAAAUUGCGACCACGUCACUGUUUCUGCAAAACGAGCAGAAGGUGUCUUCGAACCGAAUCGUUCCUAUCAUUAAAGAGCCGGAGAAAUUAGAAGAGCCACCUUUAGAGCUGAAAAAGAUUGACUCCCGGCGGGAUGAGGCAGCUAUCGUUAGUAUAUCGGAUGGAGAGGACGACUCGCACCGGCACCGAGCGGCUGGUCAACAAUCAUCAUCCGGUGCGGCUCGGUCGGACAUGCAGGUGAUAGAUCUGGCGGGCGAAGAUCCGGACGACGAGCAUUCACCCAGCAGCGGAUCGAGCCACCAGCGAAAGGACAGCAAGCUACGCCGUCAGCGGACAUCGGUCCACCAGCAGAAACCGGCGCGUGAGCUGCAGACUUCGGCGUACGGAAGUGGCGGUGCGGUGCCCAGUGAACACUGCUCCAACAUCCAGAUGGAGACGUCGCUCAUGGUCAUCGGUCCGACGCCACUCAGUUCGCCAACGAAGACGAUGCAGCAGGCCGGCGGUUCCUCCUCACUCACGGUACCGAUGCCCGCGAACGGCGGGUCCACCCUGCUAGGAUCCGCCCAUAGUAGUAGCAAUAGUGCCGGCGGUAGUAGUCAUAGUAAACCGGUCACCUCGCAGCCCGGAACGAGCGCCUCUGGUGGAAACUUGCUAACACUGCCACCCCAAACCAGCUCGAUGGCCGGCGGUGUGAUAGGACCGGUAUCGGUAAGCUUCGUCGGUAGUACGCCGCUGCCCGGGCAACUGUCGCCACUGCCGUCGACCUCGUACCCAGUGUACCGGGCGUCUGCCGGCUCGAUACCGGAUGCUUCCUCGCCGCACUACAACAGCAACAGCAGCAGCAGCAGUAGCAACUACAUCUUCUCGCCACCGCCUUUCACGCAGCAAGAUCCAAUCACCCUAGGAACCAGCACGAUCAGCACGGUGGCGCCCGCGCCGCUGCUGCAUGCGUCUACCGUGCACACUACCAAAACCGAACCGGAGCUAGUGUUAAGUCCAGCGAAGUUAGGACAGUAGAUUACGAGCAGAUCCUUUGCUACUACUAGAUAUAACCAUCCCAUCCAUAGGACAUAUUACCUUGUAGAUGAAUCACGCGCCACACCCAAUGGACAGCCUCCAUUUGGUUACGAGGCCAGAACACCGAUACCGUGUCUUCGAACGCUAUCACUACCCAAGGCUGUAUGAUCUGCUAGGAAGUGGCAAGGGAGAAGCUGGCGUUUUCCUUUCCACCCGCCUGAAAAUUCACAAUCCAGUCGAACAUUUUUCGGCCAGCAAAACAUUCCCAGCAAACGUCUGAUGUCGCAAUAGAUAAUGAUAACAGGUUUAUUUUCUCGUUUUUGCCUAUGGCUUCCCUCUCGUUACCUCUGUGCAGAUCACUAAUGCUGCUCUAAGCCAACCUAACGAACCAACCGCAUUUAAACAGACAGUUUAAAGCAAAACGGGAUCCGGGAUGGAUCCGAAAUGGAGAAACUAGUAACGGAAACGCAAACGCAAACGCAACGCUCCUUUUCGUGCAUUUGAGCUCGGUGAUGUCUAUUGGUUUUACGCUUCGAUAGCUUUUGAAGUAUUCUUCAUUCCCAUGGCUUCUUGCUGAGACAUUCACAAGGAAAAACAACGUAAUAAAAAAAAACCAUUGUCUAGUGUCUAGCUCUACAUAUCGUCAACAGAUUGUGUAAGGAAAUGUAUAGGAAAGAAUAUAUAUAUUUUUAAUGUGUAAAUUGAGCCACUUCUCUCGGAACAGCCUUCUGCAGGCAAAGGAUUGUAUGAACGAAUAGGUAUUUGCUAUUUUGCUAUUACCUUGAAUUACCGUACAAGCUAUUUAAUCGCGUUGUGUAGGAAAUGACCCUGCAAUCACGAGCCGCAACGUACCACAGGGGGUGGUACUCUUGAGAAACCAGUACAGCGUCGCACGUGGACUUGCAUGGAACUAAGAUACAUUCACUUGAGAAACAAAAUUGAGAUACUUCCAGGACGUUUAGUACUUACUGUGGCAACAAAAUUACUACUUUAUAUACUUUCUAUUUCCCAUCGAAGGUACCGUUUUUGUCAUUUCAAGUAGACACACAUCCUUGCCAAACAUCCCGAACUCAACGGAAAAAAACCAAUGAAAACUCCCUGCUAUUCACCUGCGUCUGUUUUAUGUCUAUUAGCAGAGAUGGUAUGAAAUAGAACAAAUAACACAAACAUUGCCGAUCAACCGAGAGAACACAGGAGAACAACAACAAAAUACACUUAUCGUAUGCGAAAUGCGCCUGUACAUUUUCAUUUUGCUAUAUAACCUAACGUACCCGUUAUGUUCAGAUGCACAAUAGAAGAUGUUUAAAAAUUUGUUAAAGCAAUUUCAAAGAAUUUAUCAUAAAAAGCCUAGCAAAGGGUGAGGUAUUAUCUAUGUAUUGUUAACUAAGUUUAGUAAUUGUUUAUUGAAAUCAUGCUACAACAAAGUAUUCGUGCAAUUAAACGCAUUGUUGAAAACUAAAGCACCAAUCAAUAAAAACGCGGACCUGUUGAGUAAAGCAGAGAAUUUAAAUAAAUUUCAAAUACUACACAUACUUCAAACAUCGUAAUUUCAAUACGUUUCUAUCUGAAUUGCUACCUAGACCAAUUGCGAUGAAGAUCGACAUUUUUGGAAUAUAGGUCUUCAUAUCUAAACUCGUUUUUACUUGGUGGGUGCAAUAAAUCUGUGAAAAGUCACCAUAAAGUAUCACUGUUGGUAGUAUAAUUUAAAAUUUAACGAUUUUUCAGUAUAUGGCAGAGUUUAAAUUUAGUUGUUUUACUAUGGAUGGGCUAGAGAAACAAGAAAAGAAGUCGUACUGAACAACACAUACAUACAACAAGGAACAGCAACUAAUCAACCAAAUGUCCCGUACCAUGUAAAUAGGCCAUUGCUUCCAAGCUGAAUCAUAAAUAAAUAUGGCAAAUUGAUUUAUAUGCUUAAACAAAACAACAAAUCAAAAAAGGUAACAAAUUGCAAAAAAAUAUACUACACAAAAGUAGGAUCCAUUCGACCACAUGAGCAGAAAAAAUCAACGUUCAACUAACUAUGAUUUCCGUUGGGCUGCUUCACACUUGUUUUAGGAUUAAGCAAUACGAACUACAGCAUUGGGCUGUUUGCGAGAUCCUUAUAAAAUGUACCACGUAAGAACGUUGUGCAUAACAUGGCAAAUAUAAAAACACAUCAACAAGGAAAAAGAACAUGAGCCAUCUAAAGUUACUAUUAAGUUCCGGAAGAAUGUCCCCAGUUUGCUUGAAAGAUCCGAUAGAUAUGAACUGAAAUCGAUUCUGUUGCUGAGUGUUGAGAGCACGAGAGUAUCUUUACAUCUCUAUUAAGCCGUACCCCGAAAACAACUGCAAUGCGCGAUUAACGUUACUAACAAAAAAAAAGUUAAUGUCGUGCGCUCUAUCCACGAUUAACUCGUCGACUAAGCAAAUUCGCAAAAUAAAUGCUGAGAAACAUGCAAGAAACUUGUCGUAUUGCUGUGUCGUUCCCAUUUUCCCAACUAACACAGGACGCAUGGCAAAAGGCGCCCUUUAAAAGCGGGAAUCUACCAUUAUGGAGAGCAAUCUUAAUCAUCUGAACAAGCAUCAGAAGGCAAAGUGCUUAAAUAGUGGUCAUACACACUUCAGCAACUGCAUCCCAGUAAGCAAACCAUGGCCAUGAAUAGUAAAGUAAACUAAUGCUACCAAGAAACUGAACUGAAAAAUGUUGGCGAAAUUUUACAGCAGCAAAAAUUAAACGUGUAGACAAGAGACAAGAAAAGGAAACAAAAACAUUACAUGAAAAACGUUAAUAGAGCGAAUAAAUAUGGCGGGUGGGUGAGCGAAAGAA
Anopheles coustani is the source of this 5659-nucleotide messenger RNA. RefSeq lists its product as uncharacterized. The transcript is spliced from 6 exons. The coding region runs from base 1 to 2850 and encodes 949 amino acids. NCBI's taxonomy places the organism in Eukaryota, Metazoa, Arthropoda, Insecta, Diptera, Culicidae. The record is from RefSeq and is a predicted model, not a curated record.